This is a messenger RNA of Pollicipes pollicipes, 1298 nucleotides long. Its product is annotated as growth arrest-specific protein 1. NCBI's taxonomy places the organism in Eukaryota, Metazoa, Arthropoda, Thecostraca, Pollicipedomorpha, Pollicipedidae. The transcript is spliced from 3 exons. The record is from RefSeq and is a predicted model, not a curated record. The coding region runs from base 117 to 869 and encodes 250 amino acids. Gene Ontology annotation, biological process: regulation of cell cycle.
CGCGCGCGGCUGACAGCGCAGUGGCCGGCCGCCCGUGUUUACCGAGGGAGCGUCGCGCGUGCGCUCCGCCACCGACUGUUUGCACGACGUGUUUGCACAGUGAUUCGGCAGGCGGUAUGAGGGCGCAGCGGUGCGCCCUGGCGGCGGCGGCGCUGGCGCUGGCGACGCUGCUGCCAUCUGUGGACGGCGACGAGCAGCAGCGGCUGCCAUGUGGCCUGGCGCGCAUGAAGUGCCUCUACCGCGACGGCUGCCGGAAGGCGCUCGACAACUACAUGGACGGCUGCCUGGACAUCAUGAACGGACACGCCAAGACGUGCAACGACUUCUGCACCAAGAGUCUGAUCGCUCUCACUUCGACGCAGCCGGGCCACGCGCUGAUGGAGUGCGACUGCGGCGAAGACCAGUUCUGCCGCGCCACCAAGCGGCGGCUGGACCCGUGUCGGCCUCAGGUGCAGUACGCCAACCGCAACGACACGGUCGUCUCGUGCGAGGUGGCCCAGUGGAUCUGCGGCGCCGACAACCUGUGCGGCACGGCGCUCGACUACUACUUCCGCAACUGUCGCGCCAUGUUCGCCGGCCGCCGCUGCUCGCGCCGCUGCAACAACUCGAUCUCGAUCCUGCAGCGACAGCAGCGCGCGGCCAAGCUGCAGACUUGUGCGUGCGAGGGUGACGCGCCGGCGCGCGCUAGCUGUGUUGAUAUCAAGCGCAACAUGGACCAUCUCUGCUUCCACAAACCCGUGGUGGAUGAGGAACGCGAGGAGGCGACAAACGUGAUAGGUGGCGCCGCCGCGCAGACUUUGAGUGCGGCUGUCGCGAUACAGGUGGCGCUAGUGGUGUGGGCGAGAUGGGCCGCGGCUCACUGCUGGUGACAUAUGAAGGGUUUUGAGACGUGGAUGGCCAGACGUGCUUUGCGUGCCACACAUUCCUACGAGAGUUUCUCAGCCAGCUGUUAUGCUGUCGACCUCAGAGCGUUGAUAGGGUACCGUGAAGGAUGAACGCACUUUUGAAUGAGAUGGUGAUGAUUUGAAUGGCUAUGCAUUGUCAGUUUCGUUUUGUACAUCGCUCACCAUGUGUAUGUCUUGUGUAGAUGAUCCAGCUAGUCACCAUGUACAAAUGUGGCGGCACAUGACUCCCGAACGCAGCUGUCGCGUGCGCAUGCCGAUGCCUCCCACUGGUGGAUUACCUCGCCUUUUAACCAGUCCACGCUGAAGACAGUGUCUAUAUACACAUAUGUUGAUCCUCUGCCGGUUGUGCCGAGUGGCGAACAUGUCAGCCUUAAUACAUCGAAUGCCUUGCAA